Molecule: messenger RNA, 3499 nt
Organism: Hypomesus transpacificus
Lineage: Eukaryota; Metazoa; Chordata; Actinopteri; Osmeriformes; Osmeridae
Gene: nexn
Product: nexilin (F actin binding protein)
Exons: 15
Coding region: 188-2875 (895 amino acids)
Biological process (GO): axon guidance; homophilic cell-cell adhesion; dendrite self-avoidance
Cellular component (GO): plasma membrane; axon
Molecular function (GO): cell-cell adhesion mediator activity
Source: RefSeq, a predicted model, not a curated record
UCACCCAUUCUACUUUGAGUUCCCGCAGACUGAAGUCUCAGAGGGAAUGCUCCGCUGUUCCUUGACUUUACACGUUGGACUAAUCCUACUUGGCCUUACUUUUAUUGAAUACACUAGGUUUUGAAAACAAGAACAGGGAUAACGAUACAUAAAAAGGUAACAUACUACUUGUCAUUGUGGCACAAACAUGACUGAGGUGGAAAAUAACAUGACACAAGACAACAUGGUUGAUGUUGCCUAUGACAUGAGUGAUGAUACACACAAUAUAAAUGAUGUAAUACACAAUGAAAACGACACAACACAAGGGGAUAGUGAUGAAGCUUACAAAGACAAUGAUGAGACGCACAGCGAAAAUUAUGAAUCACAGGACAAGAAUGAACAAGAAGACAGUGACCGACCACACAAAGACCAGGAUUUAGCAUUCUGCGAAAAAGAGAAAUCAGACAGCAAGAACGAUGAACGACAUGAUAUGGACGAUGUGACACAUAAAGAAAAUGAUGAGGCACACAACAAUGAUAACAUGGCUAAUGGGGAUCCCACUGUCAAUGGUGUGCCUCAUAACUCAAACGAUGAGGCAACAGAGAACAAUGAUAUGACGCAGAAUACAAAUGAAGGCUCACAGAACAUCUCUGAAGUUCUACUGAAACAGGAGAAACUGCUUGGCUCCAAAAAGGCAGUGGCUCGUAGUUAUGUGCCGAAGCUGAACAAGGGCGACGUGAAGAACAAGUUUGAGGCCAUGCAGAAGGCCAGGGAGGAACGCAGCAGGAAGAGGAACCAGGAUGAACACCAGAAGAGGAAGGAGCAGUACAUCAAGGAGAGAGAGUAUAACCGCAGGAAACAACAGAUAAAAGAACUGCUUGCCUCUAGUGAUGAAGAGGAGGAGGUGAAGCCGGUCAAGGUAGAGAAAUCCUACGUGCCCAAGAUUACAGGCAGUGUGAAGGGAAAGUUUGCCGAAAUGGAGAAGCAAAGACAGGAUGAGGAGAGGAAGAGAAUGGAGGAAGAGAGGAAGAAGCGGGCGACGCAGGACACCAUGGAGAAAGCCAAAAUUCAGAAGGAGCUGGCCAAGAAGGCUGCAGAGGAGGGAGAUGACACCAUACUGGUGCGGGUGGUGCCAGCCAAGCCCUCUCGACCUCCAGGCAGGAUCAAAAUGAACUUUGAGGAUUUGGAAAAGAAUCGUGAGGAGGAGCUAAAGAAGAGGACAGAAGAGGAGAAGAAAAAACGCUAUGAUGAGAACAGACGCUCCUUCAGAGAUGCCAAACGGCACUCUGUCGUUGUUCAGCCUGAUGAUGAGGACAAGCUUCCAGAGAAGGAGCAGGUUACUCCUGGAAAGCUGAAAUUGACCUUUGAGGAUCAGGAGAAGGAAAGACAGGAACACAUGAGGAGGAAGGCUGAGGAGGAGGCAAAACGGCGUUUAAUUGAAGAAAAGAGAGCCUUUGAGGAGGCCAAGUUGGAAAUGGGAGAAGAAGUGGAAGACUCCCAGGGUGCUCAGGAGGAGAAGGAGGAUUUCCGACCAGGAAAACUUAGGCUGAGUUUUGAGGAACUGGAGAGACAAAGGAUAGAGGAGGAGCGCAAGAAAGCAGAAGAGGAAGCCAAGAGACGCAUGAAGGAGGAGAGGAAAGCUUUUGCAGAGGCCAGGAAGAGCAUGAUGUUGGAUGAUGAUGAUGAGGUGUUGCUAGCCAUGCUGAACCUGGAGAGCAGUAAGCCAGGGAAGCUAUGUGUCAGCUUUGAGGAGAUGGAGCGCCAUAGAAGGGUGGAGGAACAAAAGAAGGCAGAGGAGGAGGCCAAGUGGAGGCUGGAGGAGGAGAAGAGACUCUUCGCAGAAGCUCGCAAGAGCAUGAGCCCGGGUGUGGAUGAAGGAAAAUACAAAGCUACAUAUAGACAUGGAGAUGGACAAGAUGUGGAGGACGUCAUGGUCAGGAGUGAGUCACAGGAAGCGCUGCAUCCAGGGAGACUGGAGAUCAACUUCGAGGAGUUGCUGAAGCUGAAACAGGAAGCUGAGAGGAGAAGCAAGGAGGAGGAGCGUAAAAAGAAAAUGGAGCAGGAGAAACUGGAGUUUAAGCAGCUUAGACAAGAGAUGGGAGAGGAUGAGGUCAACGAGAGCUCGGAUACUGUGAGUAAAGAAUAUGAGGAGCUGAGCAAGCUCAAGAGGACCGGUUCCAUCCAGGCCAAGAACCUGAAGUCCAAGUUUGAGAAGAUCAAGCAGUUGACUGAUGAGGAUAUACAGAAAAAGAUUGAGGAAGAGAGAGCACGGAGGAAGGCAAUUGAUGAGGAAAUCAAAGAGAGAGAGGCGGAACGAUUCCAGGAGGAGGAGGGUGACGAAGGAAAAGUGGAUGGCGGAAAGACAGAUGACUCUCCAUUCAAACAGAAGGUGGACAUGCGUGCCCGAUUUGAACAAAUGGCUAAAGCCAGAGAAGAAGAGGAGAAGAGAAGAGUAGAGGAACAAAAGCUCCAGAGGAUGCAAUUUGAGCAGCAAGAGAUUGAUGCCGCCCUCCAAAAAAAAAAAGACGAUGAAGAGGAGGAGGAGGGGAGCAUCAUCAAUGGCUCUGCCGCCUUUGAGGACGAGGAAGACCAUGCCAGGUCAGGGGCACCAUGGUUCAAAAAGCCACUGAAGAACCAAUCAGUGGUGGAUGCGGAGCCAGUUAGGUUUACCGUGAAAAUCACUGGGGAGCCAAAGCCGGAAGUGACCUGGUGGUUUGAGGGAGAGAUGCUCCAGGACUGUGAGGACUACCAGUACAUAGAGAGAGGAGAGACAUACUGUCUCUACCUGCCAGAGACCUUCCCAGAGGAUGAGGGAGAGUACAUGUGCAAAGCAGUCAACAGCAGGGGCACUGCUGCCAGCACCUGUAUCCUAACGAUAGAAACUGAGGACUACUGAUGCACUCCUCUUUAUGGAAGUUUCCCUGCUGUCUCCCAUUCUUUUUAAAAGUCAUCUCUGAUGGUAGGGCCAAACAGCAGAGGGAGUAAAUUAGCAGUAUGCUUGCCAUUCCUUCAAGGGAGAAAUAAACAACACGAAAAAUAUAAGAUGUUGUUGUUUACGUAUUGCUUAUCAGUAAAGCUGCACUCCCCGUUAGAAUAGUAGGAAAUCUGUGCCAAAGCAAACGUUUUUCCCAUUAUUGAUUAAAGUAAUAGCGCAUAGGUCAUAGGGAUUAUAGCAUCUUGGAAAAAUUCCUCUCACAAGUGUGUCCAGCCUAUGGAAAUUCCUGUGUUUGUAGACCUUACACUGUAAACACAUUUGAAAAUUGAUUAUUCAAAAAAAUAUUGAGAACCAUUAUUGACCAUUAUUUCUGACAAUUUAUACUGUUUAAUUUAGAUCAUAUAAAAUGUUUGGUUGUAAUGAACACUUGGAUUUGUACUCAUAAUUCAUAAAAGAGUUUUCGUGUUAAAUGAACUUUGACACUGUUGUUUUAAGGUUUUAAAUAGUGACAGUUUAAGUGGUAGAGUAGCUUAACUAUUUGUGAUAUGUUGUUAUUUAAAGUUUAAUAAAAAGUGCUGAAUACCA